This is a messenger RNA of Penicillium verhagenii, 2124 nucleotides long. RefSeq lists its product as uncharacterized. Gene Ontology annotation, cellular component: SHREC complex; rDNA heterochromatin. Lineage: Eukaryota; Fungi; Ascomycota; Eurotiomycetes; Eurotiales; Aspergillaceae. Gene Ontology annotation, biological process: silent mating-type cassette heterochromatin formation. The record is from RefSeq and is a predicted model, not a curated record. The transcript has 4 exons. The coding region runs from base 1 to 2124 and encodes 707 amino acids.
AUGUCGAGCGAUGACAGUUUAGUUGUCUUGCCUGUUAAUGCGGAUCUGACUGACGGGAAAAGCGAUACUUGGCCAUCGCCGACCCAUACUCACGACUGGGCUCAGGCCGACGAUGCACGAUGGUUGGGCAGUCUUGGUGAUAUGUGGGUCGAGAAGACCGGGGCUAAAGAGACAGAUGUCAAAUACAAACUGGAUCAACUGCCCGGGGGAUAUGCAGUCUUUGAUAGAGCGCGAGGGAAUAACAGGGAGAUUCGGGACGUCUUCUUGUAUGGACACCCAAGUGGCCACUACUACCAAUCCCGCAAGGCCUUUUUCCCGCAUUUCUGGUGGCUGAUGACCGGAAAAAGAGGCUCCUGUGAAUGUGUUCCUUGCCAAGGGUAUACAGGGGGGCGUAAGGUUCGGAAGCGCCGUACGAAGGCUGAAAUGCAAGCUGCAAGGGCCGCGGAAUCACAGCAAGCAGGCCCGAGUAAAAGGCCGAGGGCAGGCGCAGCAAAGAAAAUCGCAGCGACGGCAACUCCAGUGACAAGCAUGCUGCAAACUACGGAAACAGAUUAUCCCGGCGACAGUCAAGGCCCCGAUUACUGGAAGGUCCAUAUUGCCCAGAUGAAGGAGCGCGGUCAGUCUGACGAUAAAAUCAAGCACCUACUCAACAUGGACUGGGUGUUGACCAAUGAACUCCUGGCCGAUCAUUUCGUUCAACUAUCGCUUCAGGCAGCGUUCAUUCCACGUCGAGGGGAGCUGGUUCUCUGGGCCUACGAAAUUGACGGCAAACUUGAGUGGAAUGCUGAAAAGAAGGCUUUCCUGAUUCGCAAAGAUAACAAUAAAUGGAUCGCUCCACAAUGGCGUGCCGGUGUCGUCACCCAAACCCCGACGGAGGAAACCACCUUCUUGGACAUUGUUACUGAGACCUCAAAGACCUCCCAACUUGUGUCCUAUUGGGGAUUCCGCGUCGAGACUCUCCCGGACCCUCUCAACGAUGAAGACAAGUCAUUCUCGUCGCAAUACAACUACGUUCCAUUGAAAUGCAUCAAACCGUUCAACUCAUGGGAGAAGUUUCUCCACGGAAUCUCGCGCGAUGAUCUCCAUCCUUCCAUCGAACAUGCCAUGACAGUCAUGGCGUCAUGGAGUCUACUCUCUCAUCACCGCUUCAGUGGGACAUGGCCCAACCCCGAGAUUCACAGUCGAGGCAUUUUCAUCGGAUCGGAGCUCGUCACGGUCAGAGAUACCGUCCGCCUGAAGCCAUUUGGACUGCAAAAGCACGAAAUGGAAGAGGGCGGCAACGUUUUGCACCCUGAGGUCGACCCCGUGGACGUGCUAGUCGUCGAAGGUAUCUGGCUCAGUCUCAAAAACCCCUGCGAAGACUUCAAAGACCCAGCCCUUGCCGAGAAAUGCACCCCUUUUAUCUCGGGCAAAGUGUACACGCGCGAUCCUAACCGUCUCAGCCGCGAUCUCCCCUUUGCAAAAGACCCGCUUCAGAAGAUGUCAUACGACGACACGCUCGGCGCGUUCCGUCAGGUCGGAAUGAGCAGCUACGGCGACUGGUAUCGUGUUGCUGGUGGACGUUCUUGUAUUGUUUCGCCCUCAUUGAUCUUGGGUCGGUGCUACGAGCCUGAAGCUUUGAUGUUGCAUUUCAAUACCUCACGACUGGACUACGAUCUUCACGGAGUUCUGAGUGGACGUCAGUAUUCCGGCGAAAUCGAUGUCCGGAUUCCAGAGGGCUCAAAAUGGUUCUGGGGUGAUAAUCGUGUUGAGACUCUAGGCUUAGUCAAGGUUAAUGGCGUUGAUGUCGGAGUGGGAGCGGAGCAGCGUACGGACCCCGAACGAUGGCUCGCAAUCAUGAAAAUUCUCCGUUUCCCUUAUGCCGACAAGGAGAUCAAAAGGGCCCAGCUACCACGGACUCGUGGGCGGCCUCCAAAGUCCAAGUUCACGGAGAUGCGGAAGACAAGCGAACUUGUCAGGACGGGACUGGGUGUCUCGGCUGGCUCUUCUACUGAAGAAGUCAUCGGUAAGUAUGAGAGCGAAUCUGAGGCGGGUCUCUCAGAGCGAGAACUCACAGCUCCUGUUUUGUUCCGUGGGGGUACGGAAGAAAGUGAGGGCGGCGACUAUCAUCCUCGCAAAGGAUGA